Molecule: messenger RNA, 456 nt
Organism: Anopheles marshallii
Lineage: Eukaryota; Metazoa; Arthropoda; Insecta; Diptera; Culicidae
Exons: 1
Coding region: 1-456 (151 amino acids)
Source: RefSeq, a predicted model, not a curated record
AUGGAAAAAAUCUACACCAUCUCCAAAAUGGUCAAGUUCGAGCAUACGUGGAUUGUGGAACCGAGCGGUUUUGAGCGGCACUGUCCCUGCUGUGAAAUAACAACCGGCACAACGAAAUGGCUACUCAAUUGCUGCACGGACGUGUCAGACAUCGAUGGUGAUGGAGAGGUGCAAUGCGGGAAGUGCUAUGGUCCGUUUAUAAUACUACUGUCCGAACGAAACAAAGUCGCGAUCAUUAGUGUUUCUGAGGAAGGUACCGAUCGAAAGGUUUAUCUCGAUAGUGCCACAUACGAAAUGGAACCGGGCAAGAAGAUGCCCCUAAUGAUACACAAUCCGUACGAUCGCGCAUCUUCAAGUUCCUAUCGACUGUUACAAGCUAAGCGUCGAAAGAUUGUUACCGAGAUUAAUUUUUACGAAAACAUUACUAUGAGCUAUGAUGUUUCCUACGUCCUAUAG